AUGGUGCGCAGCGCUCAACGCAAAACCUCAUUCAGUCUUCAACCGAAAACUUUACUCGCUGUUCACCAGGAGGUUUUCCUCACUGCUAAACAGAGAACCUUACCAACUGUUUAUCAGAAGGACUCCCUUACUGUUAAACAGAAGAGCUCCCUCACUGGUGAACAUGAACAGUCCCGCGCAGCUCAACACAAGACCCUACACUACACACAAAAGGCCUCCGCUAAGCAGAUCUUUCUUCCCGCACAACAAAAAGGCUUCAUCUCUAGUCUCUCAAGCCUUGUGUCGUCCAUAAGUUUAGCUGCUUCAUUGUCGUCGGUGCAGACGACAAUAAAGGAGUCCUUGAGUGAAUGGAUCGCUGUGAAUUUAAGAUGUAGGCAGGUUCUUAUAGCGUCGGCGUCUGAGGUCUUGUUCGGAGCCAGCCAUGAAAACCAGCUGAUGGCUGAGAGCCCACCCGCCCGAGUGAGACCUGGUGUGACCAGGUGGGCGGGUGUGACCAGGUGGGCACGUGUGACCAGGUGGGCGGGUGUAACCAGGUGUGCUAGUGUAACAAGGUGUGCAGGCGUGGGCAUGACGGUCAUGCUGGUAAUGGUGGCAAUAACGUCCCUGGCAGUGACCACCGACCCCCACCAUCUACCCAGAGUGUUCACUCGUAACGUUCAAGCCGAAGCGAAGGUCGGAGUGUUGACGUCAGGGUCUGAAAUGGAUGAGGACCUGUGGGCUGCAGCAGUGCAGGCAACCAAAGAUCACAGAGCCAAGAACGUCCAGCUGCGGAAGGCUGCGACGGGCAGCACCCUCCCAGGAACACUCCGGGCCUUCGCAACACUCUGGCAGGAAGGAGUUAGAGUCUUCCUCGUGGGAGGCGAUGGAAUGGAGGUAAAGGUUUUGUGCCGUUAUAUGGAAAUCUCCGGCAGCAAGGCGCUGGUUAUUUCUCCCACAUCCCUAAUCUCUAGUAAUGACUGCCCUUCUCUGAUAUCCCUGUCUCCUCCCCAUGGUGCACUCAUCACAGCGGAGGUGGCCAGACUAGCAGCAGCCGGCAUCAAUCAUCUUAUCCCAAUAAUAACUAGGAGCGAGGCGGCGCAUAUAUCACAUGUGAUGGCAGCAGGCAGGACCAAGGGCAUCAGUGUGGCACCACCGGUGCUGCUGCAGAUCAACAAUAUCUCCACAACAUAUCUGAGGGAGGCGCUAGCUGCUUCCCCGACAGCUGGUGUGUGGAUGUCGGUGGGUAGCGAGUUGCCAGAAAUCAUGACAGCUAUUGGUCAUAUCAUUCAUGAUCACCUCAUCAUGUUACACACCCAUCCUGCCCAUCGUGCCAAACUUCUCAACCAUCCAGUUGCCCGCUCAAUUGCAGAGGCUUGUGCGGUGUGUACUGUAGCGUGGGCAGGGUCAUCUAUGGUGGAUGAUAUCAAUCGCCGUCAACUGCUGUCUGUUCUAUUCCCUCAGAAUCCUUUGGUGGCUGUCCUUGCCUAUGAUGCUGCAAGCCUCGCUUUAGCCUCCCUCACCCACAAGAACUUCUCUGAUGUCUCCAAGCUGCAGGAACAUCUUACUGAUCAUGCAGGUUACAUAGGUGUCACCAAACGUAUCGUUGGUGGUGUAGCGUCGGGCUGGGCUGUAAGGCUGAGGUUAGUUCCUCAACAUUUGCUGGGUCAUACAGUACUUCAAGAAUCACCUUGGUUGUUAGAGGGUCAGACACGAUUGGAAAGUGAGGCAGAAUCUUUAUGGGUGGUAGUGAGCGAGAAUUAUUCUCCUACCCGCCUGGUGACACAAGAAGAAAUUCAGGGACUGGCAAUGCUCACUAGGUGUGACACCAGUGUAUGGAUGGAGGUCACGGCUCAUGACCCCCUGACGCACAGACCAGUCGUGACGUCGGUACACAUCACAAUGCCUCCUCACGCUCUUCUAGUACCUAAUGGCUCUCCCAGUGGGUUCAGUAUUAGAGCUUGGUGUCACAAUCGCCAGGGUGCUCCGGGAGUAGACAUCGGUUGCCAUGGCUCAGCAGCUCACAAUGACUCGAUGCGUUGUGUAAUAGCUAUGUCCACUGGAGGUCCGGGCAACCGCCGUGCCAUACGGACUUUCGUCAACAAGCAUGGGUUUAGAAUUCGUAGACCUAAGGGAUAUGGACGUUUUGCUCGGACUUUUAAAAAAAUAAAGCAGUUCGUCAAUCAUACAGACUUCAGAUCGGUGCUCCCUCAACUUAGUGCGUGUGUUGGAUCCACUGCUGGAUGUAGCUAUUGCGUUCUGUUCAUUUUAUUGAACAAUAUUACCAUAAGUCCUGGAGUAUGCUAUGGUGCGUGUGCUUUGGCAAUAGGCGGGUCAUGUACCACUCUCUUAGUCAGGGGAAUACAGUAUACCUUUGAUCAUACUGUCAUUUGUACGGAGCUCUUCAUCCAAGGGCGUCUUUCUCUUUCUUCAUACUUGGCUGACGCCUCCUUCGGAGCCCGCCUGGCAAGCAUAAAUGCCCAGGCACUGGGUGGGUACCAGAUGCUAGCAGCACCCCUAGUAUCCAUGAUGCAAGUUUCUCCUAUGGUGAGCCAGCUGGUGGAGUCGAUGGCUCAACCAUGGCUGCGGCACAUGGAAUAUCAAGAAGGAAUACGAGCCAAUGAUGACUUCUUGGGUCACCUCAUCACUACUCUGGGUCUGCCGUUGUGUUCUUUUGUAGCUGUCCUGGUGGACUACAGAGAUACCAUUACUUUCGUAGUCUUGAUGGCUAUGCUCUGUCAUUAUGCAAGGGCAUCCUUACUUGGCUAAUUAUUAACUUUAGUAGCUUACUCAGAAUUCCAAAGCAACACUUGAGAAUUUUCUUGGUAACUGCUAAAUACCUGAUCAAAACGAAAUACUUUAUUCAGCACAUAUUCAUUACUUGGGUGCUGCUUUGGUAAUUCUCAGGUAAAAGCUUUGAAACUGAAGUCUUUAACAUUUAACAAACUCAGGUUAAUUUGUGAUAAAUAGUUGUAGUGGCAUCCAAUACAAUCUAAAUAGCAAUAAAUUCAAUAAAAAAAUGUAUCUCGUAAAUAAUCGUGUAUCUUGUGGGUAGUCUAGCAUGCCAUCCGUGAGUUAGCUUUGAGAACCUUGUUAGAGUAAAGAAAGAUAAGAUUUUGUUUGGAUUUUUAACCCCGGAAGGUUAGCCACCCAGGAUAACCCAUUCAAGUCAGUGCGUCAUCGAGGGAUUGUCUUUUCUUAUUUCCAUUGUGGCCCUUCAAUCUUGUCCCCCAGGAUGCGACCCACACCAGCCGACUAACACCCAGGUCCGGAUACCUACUUGCUAGAUGAAUGGGGACAGAAAGUGUAAGGAAACAUGCCCAGUGUUUCCAUUCGGCCAGAUAUUGAACCACAGACAUGCAGUGUACGAGGUGAGAGCGUUGCCUACCAGGCUACGGGAGAG
This is a messenger RNA of Cherax quadricarinatus, 3379 nucleotides long. RefSeq lists its product as uncharacterized. The record is from RefSeq and is a predicted model, not a curated record. NCBI's taxonomy places the organism in Eukaryota, Metazoa, Arthropoda, Malacostraca, Decapoda, Parastacidae.